UGAGCAGAAUAGCGUCGUAAUCGUAAGCGCAAUCGCAAACGGAAUCGUAAUGGCGUUCCCGUUCCGUUUGCGAUUGCGAGUUUAUUGUGCGUUGAUAUCCGUAGACCGUUACUGUAUAACCUAAAAAUUUAAUUUGUAGCGUCGGUUUGCCUCGUGGCUUUUUUAAUGCAAGUAUCAAAAGAACAUUCCUAUUUUUAUAAUAAAAGAAUAUAUCUACAAGAGGAAGCUGUUGUGAACUUAAGAGAAAAAAAGUACAUUGCUGAAGCAGGCAACAUGUCAGAAUCAAUGUCCGACGAUUCGUUUGAAGAAUCGGAAAUUAGCCACCAAGAGAGACUUAUAAAUCUUGUACAGGGUUACCCCUGUCUAUAUGACAAUAAAUGUCCCGAGUUUAAAGAAAAAGGCGUUAAAGAAAAUGCAUGGACAGAAAUUGCCAAAACUUUAAAAAUUAUCCCUGCAGAAGCUAUGAAGGAUUGGGAAAAUUUACGAGACCGAUUUUCAAGAGAAAAAAGGGCUCAGGAGGAUGAAACGGCCAGCGGUAGCGGCUCGACUUCCAGAAGGCAAUUCGAAUAUUAUAAACAGAUGUCGUUCUUAAUAAAAUUUGUAAAAAAGCGGAGAACCAUAGCUAACAUACAUGGAAAGAGGUUGUUUACUCAAGUGGGAGAGUCACCAAAAAUGGUAGUCAGUGAGAAUAAUGAGAAUUAUGAUGACAAUGUGGGUCCAAAACGUUCACCUUUUCAAAAAAGAGAGAAAAAAGUCAAGGUUGAAUCACUGGAUGGACUUGAAACUACCCUAAAAUCAUUAACGAAAACUGUGCAAGAAAAACUCACGAAUGAUAAUGAAAUGAUUAAUAAUAAUCAAAAGAACAAUUUUCAAAUGAACGUUUCAGAUAAAGAUAGUGCUUUUAUUUCAUUUAUAAUGAUGCAAAUGAGUGAGUUGCCAGAAAACAUAAAAGCCCGCUUACAGGCAGAAAUUACUAAUUUAAUUUGCAAUGCAAUCGUUGAGGCAUUAAAGGAGAAGGUUUAAAUAAUUGGUAUUUUGGCAAAUUUUUCUUUUAAAAAUGUUUUAUAUUUAUCUAUAAUUUUUUAAUUACCUACUUAAAAAAAUAAUUCACCAUUUAAUGGUCUUCUUUUCCUAAUAUAGUGAUAUGUUGUGAUACUAGCAUGUAUUUUUCAUAUAUAAAAAUUGCUUUAUAAGCUAGUCAAAGAAAAAAGGAAAUACAUUGUGAUAUUAGUAGUACUAGCAUUGACAUACAUAUAAAUAUGUAUAUGUUUAAUGAUUAAUAAUGUGAGAAUAACUAUUUGUUGUUUUGUUUGUCACAGUUUCUAUAAUAAUCGAUAUUUUAAAUAUGGUCGAAAAUGCGAAAAGUAUAAGAAUAGUUUUCUGGAAACGUUCAAAACUCUAAAAUAGCAACAAACUAAAAUCAUAGAUUUCUAUGAAAAGCAUCUAAAAUUGUGAUUUUUCAGUAACCAUUUUCUAUUAAAUUAACAUUUUUUGUAUUUCUUAUUUCAGAGUUAUGAACUUCUCAUACUUUUGUGUUGUAAAAGGUUCGAAUUUAUCGAAUUGUUUAUGUUAAUUAAGCGUUAAAUAAAAUAAAGUUGGAUCCAAGUAA
Leptopilina boulardi is the source of this 1609-nucleotide messenger RNA. RefSeq lists its product as uncharacterized. Gene Ontology annotation, biological process: regulation of transcription by RNA polymerase II. The coding region runs from base 166 to 1023 and encodes 285 amino acids. The transcript is spliced from 5 exons. The record is from RefSeq and is a predicted model, not a curated record. Gene Ontology annotation, cellular component: transcription regulator complex; nucleus. Lineage: Eukaryota; Metazoa; Arthropoda; Insecta; Hymenoptera; Figitidae.